UCUGUUUCUAGGUGAAAGAGGAAACGAUGGACUCCAGAAGCUACUCCAGCCCUCCAGACAGGCUCUCCAUCUUCUCUGAAUCUGCCCACUUGCCACCGUCCAGGCCCUUCUACCUGGACCCCAUGGUCACUGUCCACCUGUGCUCUGAGGCCCCCGCACCACCCCCUUAUGCAGAGGAGCUGCCUCUGCUGCCCUUUUCCAGCGAUACGCUGAUCAUGGACAAUUAUGGGGACCCGUACCCCUUCCCCUUCCCCAUGCCUUAUGUCAACUACAGGCGUUGUGACUAUGCCUAUGGGCCAGCCUUCAUCCGCAAGAGGAAUGAGCGUGAGAGGCAGCGAGUCAAGUGUGUAAACGAAGGCUAUGCCCGGCUGCGGCGGCACCUGCCCGAGGACUACCUGGAGAAGCGACUCAGCAAAGUGGAGACACUCAGAGCUGCCAUCAAGUACAUCAGCUACCUGCAGUCUCUCCUGUACCCAGAUGUGACUGAGGCCGAGAGGAACCCUCCAACCACCAGCUGCGGCCCCCUAGGCCCCUCUCUAAGGGUCAUUUGAGUCUGCGUUUUCCAAAAUGGGGUCUCCUACAGCAUCACUCAGUAGAUUCUCACACACGUGGUUUUGGGGAGGGGACAACAGCAGUCCCUCUGCCAACCUUCAUUAAAUGUUGCUUACGUGAGUUUCAGAUGUACUGAAGUAUCUCAUGCUGACUGAGAAUCUCAUGCUGGCCUCACUGCUCUAAGAACACUGAGGGUGGAGUUCCCAGGGGUCUCUGCACCUCCCACCCCACCCUUCUUCCACUCUUGGCCAAAGGCUCUCUCCAAUGUAAGGAGAG
Molecule: messenger RNA, 828 nt
Organism: Phodopus roborovskii (desert hamster)
Lineage: Eukaryota; Metazoa; Chordata; Mammalia; Rodentia; Cricetidae
Gene: Ascl3
Product: achaete-scute family bHLH transcription factor 3
Exons: 1
Coding region: 27-551 (174 amino acids)
Biological process (GO): developmental process; regulation of transcription by RNA polymerase II
Molecular function (GO): DNA-binding transcription factor activity, RNA polymerase II-specific; RNA polymerase II transcription regulatory region sequence-specific DNA binding; protein dimerization activity
Source: RefSeq, a predicted model, not a curated record